Mixia osmundae IAM 14324 is the source of this 1524-nucleotide messenger RNA. RefSeq lists its product as uncharacterized. The coding region runs from base 1 to 1524 and encodes 507 amino acids. NCBI's taxonomy places the organism in Eukaryota, Fungi, Basidiomycota, Mixiomycetes, Mixiales, Mixiaceae. Gene Ontology annotation, molecular function: fumarate hydratase activity. Gene Ontology annotation, cellular component: mitochondrion; tricarboxylic acid cycle heteromeric enzyme complex. Gene Ontology annotation, biological process: tricarboxylic acid cycle; malate metabolic process; fumarate metabolic process. The transcript is spliced from 12 exons. The record is from RefSeq and is a predicted model, not a curated record.
AUGCUUUCCUCAAAGCGCUUAGCGGCGUCCUCCUCGAGCUUGCUUCGGUCACGAAUGGUCAGCGGCUGCGCACAGCCUGGCGCCAAAAGUCAAAGCCCACGGCACUUUUCGGCUUCUGCCCCUAAUUGGCAGGAGUACCGAAUCGAGCGGGAUACGUUUGGCGAGCUCAAAGUGCCAGCGGACAGAUACUAUGGCUGUCAGACACAGAGGUCACUGCAGAACUUUGACAUCGGCGGCGAACAAGAGAGAAUGCCUGUACCGCUCAUCAAAGCAUUCGGCAUCCUCAAAAAAUCCGCCGCAAAGGUCAAUAUGACUUAUGGCCUCGACGAGCGGAUCGGCAAGGCAAUCCAGGAUGCGUCAGAUGAGGUCAUCUCUGGCGAGCUUGCAGAUCACUUUCCACUUGUCGUCUUUCAGACCGGCUCAGGCACGCAGACCAACAUGAACGCGAACGAGGUCAUCUCCAACAGAGCGAUAGAACUGCUGGGCGGCGAGCUAGGAAGCAAGAAGCCCGUUCACCCGAAUGAUCACGUCAAUAUGUCGCAGUCCUCAAACGACACCUUUCCUACGGCAAUGCAUGUUUCUGCCGUCAUGGAGAUCAGCAACAAGCUUCUGCCGAAUCUGACUGGCCUCAGGGAUGCAAUGGCAAAGAAAGCAGACGACUUCGAGCACAUCAUCAAGAUCGGACGGACGCAUCUGCAAGAUGCUACCCCUCUCACGCUUGGACAAGAGUUCUCUGGCUACGUACAACAAUUGAGCAACGGAAUAGAACGAGUGAAGGAUGUCUUGCCGCGACUCUCAAUGCUAGCACAAGGCGGUACUGCUGUCGGCACCGGGCUCAACACGCGCAAGGGCUUCGAUGUCAAAGUAGCGGAAGCCAUUUCGAAAGAGACCGGCCUCCCCUUCAAAACCGCACCUAACAAGUUCGAAGCGCUCGCGACGCACGAUGCGGUUGUGGAAGCAAGCGGCGCAAUGAACACGCUGGCCGUGUCCUUUAUGAAGAUCGCAAACGACAUUAGAUACCUUGGCUCUGGACCCCGAUGCGGUCUUGGCGAGUUGAGCCUGCCAGAGAAUGAGCCAGGCUCUUCCAUCAUGCCUGGAAAAGUCAACCCAACACAAUGCGAAGCCCUCACAAUGGUUGCUGCGCAAGUCAUUGGCAAUCACACUACGAUCAGUGUCGCCGGCUCGUACGGUCAAUUCGAGCUGAACGUCUUCAAGCCCGUAUUGAUCAAGAACCUACUACAGUCGAUCCGAUUGCUGUCUGAUGGCGCCAAGUCUUUCAACGAGCACUGCGUCGUCGGUAUCACCGCCAACGAGAAGCGGAUAGGUCAACUGCUCAACGAGUCUCUCAUGCUCGCAACUAUCUUGAACAAGCGCCUCGGCUAUGACAAUGUUGCAAAGUGCGCCAAGAAGGCUCACAAGGAAGGCACAACCCUCAAGGAGGCUACCCUUUCGCUCGGACUGCUCAGCUCCGAGGAGUUUGACGAGACCGUGCGACCAGAGCUCAUGCUCGGACCGACUGCCUAG